This is a messenger RNA of Sardina pilchardus (European sardine), 1038 nucleotides long. Its product is annotated as beta-1,4-galactosyltransferase 1-like. Lineage: Eukaryota; Metazoa; Chordata; Actinopteri; Clupeiformes; Clupeidae. The record is from RefSeq and is a predicted model, not a curated record. Gene Ontology annotation, cellular component: Golgi apparatus. Gene Ontology annotation, molecular function: beta-N-acetylglucosaminylglycopeptide beta-1,4-galactosyltransferase activity; cytoskeletal protein binding. The coding region runs from base 1 to 1038 and encodes 345 amino acids. The transcript has 6 exons. Gene Ontology annotation, biological process: protein N-linked glycosylation; carbohydrate metabolic process.
AUGAGUGUCUGGCCCUGUAACCUGAAAGGUGCCACCUGCACCUCGCUGUUUUGUCUUGGCGCCGUCAAUCUUACUCUGGCCAUGAUCUACGUGCUGUUCUUUAAGGAUGGCCGGCUGUUUGCCACUAGCUCCAGGCCGGCACACCUAGCUAUGGUCGCACCCAAGACGAAUAUGGUCGCACCCACGAAUUUGGUCGCACCCACGAAUGUGACAGAAGCAGAAAUGGACUUGUGUCCCGAAAUCCCUUCACACUUGGUAGUGGGUCCUCUACGUAUAGAGUUCAAUAGCCCAGUCAGCAUGGAGUUCAUCCAAAAAGAGAACCCUGAGGUCGAAGGGGGACACUGGUGGCCUAUUGACUGCAUCGCCCGGCAGAAGGUGGCUAUCAUCAUCCCCUUCAGAGACCGUGAGUCCCACCUCAGGUACUGGCUCUACUACCUCCACCCCAUUCUGCAGAGACAGCUGUUGGACUACAGAAUCUAUGUCAUCAAUCAGUAUGGUGAAACAACAUUCAACAGAGCCAAGCUGAUGAACGUGGGCUAUGCAGAAGCCAGGAAGCAGUAUGACUAUGAGUGCUUCGUCUUCAGUGACGUGGAUGUUAUCCCCAUGGACGACCGGAACUUCUACCGGUGCUACAGUCAACCCAGGCACAUCUCUGUGGCUUUGGACAAGUUUGGGUUUCGUCUAAUAUACACUGGCAUCUUUGGUGGCGUAACAGCACUCAGCAAAAAGCAGUUCAACACCAUCAAUGGGUUUCCUAACAAGUACUGGGGCUGGGGCGGAGAAGACGAUGAUAUCUCUUACAGGCUGUCCUUCAACAAUUUGUCCAUCUCCAGGCCUGACAUGAUAACAGGGAGGUGCCGCAUGAUCCGUCAUGGACCUGACUUGAACAAUGAGCCUAAUCCAAGCAGGUUUGAUUAUAUAGAAAAGACCAGAUCGACUAUGGCAACAGAUGGCAUCAACUCCCUGGAAUAUAAGGUCAUCAAAGUGGAAAAACAUCAGCUUUACACCAACAUCACUGUGGACAUUGGGAAACCAUGA